This is a messenger RNA of Tachysurus fulvidraco (yellow catfish), 11430 nucleotides long. Its product is annotated as zonadhesin. NCBI's taxonomy places the organism in Eukaryota, Metazoa, Chordata, Actinopteri, Siluriformes, Bagridae. The transcript is spliced from 67 exons. The coding region runs from base 154 to 10674 and encodes 3506 amino acids. The record is from RefSeq and is a predicted model, not a curated record.
UUAUUUUUAACAGGAUUUUACUGUGACGAGAGCUUUGGAGUCAAUAAUGUAUCUGUCCUGCAGUCAUGUCCUAAGGGAUAUUAUUGCCCUAAAGGAACUCGCUAUGCCACUCAGUUUCCUUGUCCUGCUGGAAGCUACAACCCAAAAGAGGGCAUGGACAGCUUAAUCAGCUGUCUUCUGUGUCCAGCAGGACACUUUUGUCCAAUUGUAGGCUUAGCAGAGCCUGCAGGAUUGUGCAUGUCUGGGUACUGGUGCAGAGAGGGCUCCCACUCAGCCAGUCCUUCUACGGGAUCUUCAGGAUCACCUUGUCCACUUGGACACUACUGCCCUAAAGGUACAAUCAGCCCUGUGCCAUGUCCACCCGGCACCUUGUCCAACAGUACAGGUCUAAGAAGUGAAGAUGAGUGUCAGCCAUGUCCUGGAGGAUUCUUCUGUGCUCUCACUGGCUUAUCUGUGCCUACUGGCCACUGCUCUGAAGGAUUUUAUUGUACUGAGAAAGCAACAACCUCCAUGCCUACUGAUGGGAGCUCAGGAAACAUGUGCCCACAGGGUCAUUACUGUCCGCAUGGAACCACUCGACCUGUACCAUGUGAUCUAGGGACAUUUAUGACUGCCACACAGGCCUCUCACUGCUGGCCCUGCACUGCUGGCUGGUAUUGUGUGGAUGGGACUCGCUUACAAUGUCCAAAAGGCUUUUACUGCCCGGAGGGGACAGCUUACAAGUGGAAAGCCUGUCCACCUGGCACCUACAGCCCUAAUUCUGGACUGAGUGAGCUAUCCCAGUGCAGGGAGUGUGAUGGAGGACACUAUUGUUCUCACUACAAUGCUACCUCUGUCUCUGGACAGUGUUAUGCAGGUUAUUACUGCACACGUGGAAACACCUUACCCCAGCCACUCACCAUGUCCACAGAUGGUGGACCCUGUCCUGUAGGUCAUUUCUGUCAAGAAGGCACCACUGACCCCCAGCCUUGUCCAGUGGGGACUUUUAGUAAUAGGACCAAAUUAACUUCAGAGGACAAGUGUGUUCCUUGCUCUCCUGGUCAUUACUGUGACACCCCUGGGCUGACGGCUCCCAAAGGGGAAUGUUGGGAGGGUUUCUACUGCAGCCAAGGAGCUUUGCUGCCUAAUUCUUUAAUCAGAGACCACAGAGGAGGGCCAUGUCCUGUAGGAUAUUUUUGUCCUAGAGGAUCCAGUGUGCCACAGUCCUGUCCACAAGGAUCCAUCAGCAACAAUGAGGGCCAAGCCAACUGCAGCCUCUGUCCUCGAGGGUACUACUGCCUGGCCUAUGGCUCUGUUACUGAAAGCAGAGACUGCCCAGAGGGUCACUACUGUCCCACAGGCACCUCCCGGAAAAAUCAGUAUCCCUGUCCUGCAGGGACCUUUAAUCCUUAUACAAGAAUGAGCAGUGUAGAUGACUGUUUACAAUGCACACCAGGUUUUUUCUGCAAGGCUCCUGGUCAGAGUGCCCCAGAUGGACCAUGUGCAGCAGGACACUUCUGCCUUUCUGGGGCUGUAUCCGCAACACCUGAGGAUGGAGUGACUGGGAACCGAUGUCCUCCUGGGCAUUACUGUCCUGUGGGUUUCUCAGUUCCACUGCCCUGUCCACCUGGUCACUACAGCAACAGCAGUCAGAACGCAGAGCUCUCUGCCUGUCUGCCCUGCCCUGCUGGAUUUGCUUGCUCCAGCAGGGGGCUGUCUACUCCUUCUCAUGUCUGCCAUGCAGGCUAUUACUGCCCACAAGGCCAGAACUCCAGUCAGCCUGCUCAAUAUGUAUGUUCACCUGGCCAUAUGUGCCCCCCAGGCAGUUCUAUUCAGAUUUCUUGUGAUCCUGGGAGCUAUCAAAGCCUAUACACACAGGCAAAGUGUUUGCUCUGCCUGCCAGGGUAUUUCUGUACAGGCUCAAUUGAUCCUGAAACAGGGAUUAUGACAGGGACCACAACACCUGUACCAUGUCCUGUGGGGCAUUACUGUCCAGCAGGUACAAAAUCUGGUCAUGAGUUCCCCUGCCCAGCUGGUACUUACAACAAUGAGUUAGGUAUUUCUAGUGUGGGACAGUGUAUUCCCUGCCCCAGUGGAAUGUACUGUGGGAACUCUGGCCUGUCCAGACCCACUGGAGACUGCUCCUCAGGGUAUCUGUGUAUUCAAGGUGCCUCUCAGUCACAACCACCUGGAGAUGCAACAGGAGGGAUAUGCCCGGCAGGCUUCUACUGCCCAGCAGGCACCAGAUAUAUGCAUUCCUGCCCUCCAGGAACAUUCCGUUCAUUAAAAGGGGCAGCAUCUAUUUUGGAGUGUCAGCCAUGUCCACCUGGUCAGUACUGUGCAGACUAUGGACUGAGUUCACCAUCUGGCCACUGCAACCCAGGAUAUUACUGCAGUCUCAGAUCAGUGUCUCCUAAACCGCAUCAUAACAGAAGUCAUGAGAAUAAGGUGUUAAAUACAGAAGAAGAACUCUUCGAUUUUGGUCAGAUCACUGGGAAUGUCUGUCCUCGGGGACAUUACUGCCCCAUUGGGAGUGUCCAGCCAUUAAAAUGUCCUCCAGGAACAUUCCUGAGCCUAUAUGGUGCUGUGUCUGAGUCUGACUGUAAUCCAUGUGUGCCUGGAUUUUUCUGCCCUCAUUGGGGCCAGAUUUCUGUGGAGCUUCCAUGCCCAGAGGGCUGGAUCUGUCCUGCAGGCUCUGCAACUGGACAUGAACCUGGUCAACAGUGCCCGCUCGGCCAUUCAUGUCCCUAUGGUAGUACUAAGCCUACCAUCUGUCCCCCUGGAACAUAUCAGUCUCAACCAGCUCAGCCGUCCUGCCAGACAUGUCCAAAAGGUUUUUACUGCCAGGAAGGUGCAUCUUCUCCUAUUCCCUGUCCAGCAGGAACAGUGAGUCAAGUUGACGGGUUGCAGUCUUUGCUGGACUGCUCCCUUUGCCCUCCAGGAUUUUACUGCAAUAUUAGUGCCCUGACUGCCCCCUCAGGACCCUGUUCUGCUGGCCACUUCUGUUCAUCUGGAGCCACAGAACCUAGGCCUGUCUCACAAAUAUAUGGAGACAUCUGUCCAGCAGGGUAUUACUGCCCUAAACAAAGCAGUGCUCCUUUACCCUGUCCUGUUGGCCACUUCCUGCAAGAUAAAGGAGCAUCUUCUUAUACAUUAUGCUCUCCGUGCCCUCCAGGCAGGUACUGCAUUGCAUUGGGCUCCUCUCAACUAUCAGGUUUUUGCUCUCCUGGACACUACUGUACCGGUGGUGCGGAUACUGCAGCACCAAAGGCCACGGCCAUUCAGCUGACCUGCUUCUGUGACCUCUUGCCAGACUCCAGCUACUCUGAGUAUUAUCUCUGUGCUCAGAGAUACAACACUACCUGCACAGCUCAUAGCACAGAACAUGAAAUAAGAAACUGCAUGAGUGUAAUCUCCAGGCUUUCCUUAGAUAUAGCUCUGGCUGAACAUAAUUCAGAAACAGCCAUGGACGUCACACAAGCUCUAUGCACUGACUUCAAAGGAGAUAUUUGCCCUAUAGGUUUUUACUGCCCUAUGGGAUCGUCAUUGCCUCAGCUUUGUGAUGCAGGCUUUCACUGUAAUCAGACUGGCCUUCAGGCACCUGCUGGUUUUUGUCCUGCUGGUUUCUACUGCCCUAAAGGCUCCUCAGAUCCUUAUGGUACACCCUGCCCUCCUGGACAUUACUGUCCCAGAGGCACAGUUUUACCUCUGCCCUGCCUGCCAGGCACAUUGAGAAGCUCUGCUGGAGCAGCUAACAUAGAGGAUUGUCUGAUCUGUCCAUCUGGAUAUUUCUGUGGCCAGAAAGGUCUAACGAAGCCCAGUGGAUUGUGCUCUGAAGGGUAUUACUGCCCUGUAGGACAGAACUCAUCUCGGCCUCCAGAGCAUAAAUGUAGAGCAGGUCAUUACUGUGAACAGGGAAGUAUGAGUGGUAAAGCAUGUCCUAUCGGCAGCUACCAGCCCAGGGAAGGGCAACAGAGAUGUGAGAUGUGUCCUGCUGGUUUCUUCUGUCCUCAAGAAGGUGUGAUACACCCAGUCCCAUGCAAGCCAGGGUUUUAUUGUCCUGCUUGGUCUGUAAUUGAACAGCCAUGUCCAGCGGGGACUUAUGGAAAUCAGUCUGGCUUAACCGAUUUAUCUGAGUGUACUUUGUGCGAUCCAGGCACAUACUGUGCAGGAGCAGGUAACAUUUCACCGACUGGUAUGUGUAUGGCUGGUUUCUUAUGUUUUGGAGGAGCUUCUGUGCCAUCUCCUAAAGACAAUGUGACAGGAAUGCAAUGCCCACCUGGAUUCUACUGUCUCACUGGGAGAUUUACUGCAACACCCUGCCCUAAAGGCACAUUUAGUAUGCAGAGAGGAUUGACAGAACUAGGGCAGUGCCAGAGUUGCUCCCCAGGCUUCUAUUGUUCAAAAGCAGGCCUGACUGCAGUUAGCGGACCUUGCCUCCCAGGUUUUUACUGCAGUGAGGGAUCACCUAGUGCAGCCCCUGUGUCUGCUGUGUUUGGUGAUAUUUGUACUCCAGGUCAUUACUGUGACAGGGGCAGUGCUGUGCCCACACCUUGCCCGGUGGGCACUCACCUUUCUGAGAAAGGUGGAAAGGGUGCAGAUGGCUGCAUGCCCUGUCCUGAUGGGCUGUUCCAGGACCAGAAAGGCCAAAAAGAGUGUAAACCCUGUCCUCCUGGAUUCCACUGCCCCUCUUCCACCCAGAAAUAUAAUGUCAGCAGCACUCCACUGAUCUGUCCAAAGGGCUAUUACUGUCCUAAUGAAACACAGAUGGCCCGGCCUGUCCCUUGCCCUAGAGGUACAUACAGUAAUACUCGAGGCCUUACAUCACCAGAUGAGUGCCUUGUCUGUCCACUGGGUUAUUUCUGUGGUGAGCUUGGACUUGUCCAGCCCUCUGGGCCCUGUGCCCCUGGAUUCCUCUGCUUUUUGCGAUCCACAGUUCCCAACCCCACUGACAACAACACAGGAGCCCUUUGUCCACCAGGAGCAUACUGUCAGCUGGGGGUCAGAUCUGGCGACUGUUCUCCAGGGUACUACUGUGACUGGGGAUCUAGUAGCCCAGAGCAGAGGCUAUGCCCCACAGGCUUUUAUUGCCUUGCAGGUACAGACAAACCCAUUGCUUGUGGUCCAGGAACAUUCAGCUCAGUCAUGGGGAACAGUGACAUAGAGAAUUGUGAACCAUGCCCAGCAGGCUACUUUUGCCAGGGAGAUGGAGUGGUGAUCCCAGAUGCUUGUCCCCAGGGGUUUUAUUGCCCCCUUGGAACUGUGUUAGGCACAGAGUUUCCCUGCCCUCAAGGAACAGUGCAACCUGUAAUUGGAGCCUCUACUGAAGCUGACUGCUUACCAUGCCCUUCAGGUAUGUUCUGUGCCCUACCUGGGCUUUCUGAGCCUACUGGGCAAUGCCAUGAAGGCUACUAUUGUCUUUCAGGAGCCAUUAGCCCUAAUGCUACUGGAUACAAGAUGAACUCUACUGGUAAUAACAUGUGCCCUCCUGGUCAUUACUGCCCUGCUGGCACUGGCUACCCUCUUCCAUGUCCUCCUGGCACAUUCUCAAGUUCACCAGGGUUAAGCAUGGUGGAGAAGUGCCAAUCCUGCCUGCCGGGCUACUUUUGUGAUCAGCCUGCAAUGACCAAUGCCUUUGACGCUUUACUCUGUGAUGCUGGGUAUGUAUGCCUUGGAGGCAGUCGCAGUGCACGCCCAGUUGAUGGCCUGGAGGGUUAUAUCUGUCCUAUAGGCUAUAGUUGUCCAAUUGGUACCUCAGUAGAAAUGCCAUGUGAGCCUGGCACUUAUAGCAGUGCCCCUGGAGCUGCUCAUUGUCUUUCUUGUCCAUCUGGUAGCAUGUGUCCUUCGUCAGCUACUAAAGAUCCCACCUCAUGCCCUAAAGGUCAUUUUUGUCCCUCUGGCACUGCUUUGGCAUUGCCAUGCCCUAUUGGUACUCUGGGCCAAGUUACCAGGGCUCAAUCUGAGUCUGAGUGUGUGCCCUGUCCGCCUGGGUUCUACUGCAGUGUACCUGGAACCUCUCAGCCACAAGGCCAAUGCCAAGCAGGAUAUUUUUGCCAAAGUGGUUCUUCAGACCCUGCUCCCCUUAACACCUCCAGCAUCAUGAGGAAUGGUCUCUGCCCUCAAGGCCACUUUUGCCCCUUAGGAACCCUCACACCCCUGCCCUGCCCUGCAGGCAGCAUUCGCAAUCUCAUUGGUGGCUAUUCCAUAGACAGUUGUCUACCCUGUCCAGCAGGGCACUACUGCGCCAGUGAGGGUCUUAAUGCUCCCAGUGGGCUCUGUUCUGCAGGCUUCUACUGCCCUGCUGAUUUCUCCUCUACUACUCCGCAUGCCUUCAUAUGCCCCAAGGGUCACUAUUGUCCCCUGGGCUCUCCUGUGGCCUUGCCAUGUCCCACAGGACAAUAUCAGCCCAACCCAGGCUCAGAGAUCUGUAUCCCAUGCCGCCCAGGCUACUAUUGCGAGGCAACCAUUGCAGGAGACCCCUCCCCAUGUCCUCCUCACUCCUACUGCCCAGCAGGCACUAUGGUUCCUCAUCCAUGCCCCGAUGGCACAUACACUCCUCCAGAUGUCAGAGGUCUGCAAAAUGAGAGAGAAUGCCUUUCAUGCCCACCAGGAAAAUUCUGCAGGGGUGGUCAGAUAAGAGGCCUAUGUGCAGCGGGGUAUUUGUGUAUCUCAGGCAGCACAGAUUUCAUGCCACAGGACACAAUCAUCGGCAACAUAAGCCAGUGUGAUUGGGGAGUCCAGUGUGCCAGUCCCUGUCCUGCUGGCUUCUACUGCCCAAAGGGCACCGAGAUGCCUCAGUCCUGCCCUGUUAACACCAUAAAGGAAACCCCUGGAGGUAGCAGCAUACAUGACUGCCUUCCCUGUCCACCAAAACACUGGUGCAAAGAGGGAGAUCCUGAGCUCUACAUGUGUCCUGAAGGUCAUUACUGUGAUGGUAUAAUUGAUUAUGAGUCUGAGGGAAGGCCUGGACCAAGAAAGUGUCCUCAGUUCACCUACAGACCUACCUCUGGUGCAGGAAGCAAAGGAGACUGUCUUCAGUGUCCAGCUGGAACUUUCUGCAAUGCCACAGGUCUGACUGAUUUUUCCAGCUUCCCCUGUCCACCUGGUUAUUGGUGCAGUGGAACAGGCUUGCCAGUUCUCUGUCCUGCUGGCACCUUUAGAACCCAACCAGGGGCAAAUGCUUUCAGCCAGUGCCAACUCUGCACUGCUGGUACAUAUUGUCCUGACCCUCGCCUCACAGGUCAGCCUAACGUUGUAGGAAUUCCUUGCAGAGCUUCUUACCAGUGCCCUAUAGGAUCAGUGGUGGAGGUCUUGUGCAGAGCAGGUUCAUAUUGCAGGCCACAAACUGGAGAACCCACUCCAUGCCCUGCAGGAUAUUACUGCCCUGAAGGCUCACACAUUUACAACACACCUCAGCAAAUGUGUACAUACCCAUUUUACUGCCCAGCUAACUCCUCAAACAUGCUGUUGUGUGGUGGUGGCUUUAUGCCCCGUAAUGUCAGUAGCCUAAGAAUCUCUCAGGAGAGCAGCUGCAUAAUGUGUGAGGCAGGAACCUACCGGUCCAGUGGCUCUCCUCAUCUCCGCUGUCUUGCAUGCCCCCCAGGCUACCACUGCCCUCCAGGCACUGAUAACUACAGCAGUCACCCAUGUCCAGUUGGAUAUGUUUGUCCGUGGGGCUCAGCCAAUCCUGUUGCAUGCCCACCAGGCAGCUAUAGCAACAUUACCAAGGCUGAGCUCAUUGAGGAAUGCCACCCUUGCCCUCCAGGCACAUUCAACCAUUUGUAUGCUCAGAGAGCUUGUUUCCCAUGUGGAAGCUCCUCUGUAUCAUCACAAGGGGCAUCCUCAUGCAUGUGCAUAGGCAAAAACAGGGCAUUCCAACACUCUGAUGGCUCUUGUGUAUGUAAAGCUGGUUAUGUCUUCUACAAUGAACUGGAUUUCAAAAGUUCCAGUGCUGACAGUACUCUAGACUGUCAACCUGAGGUGAGCAAACGCUGUGGAACCGGACAAGUGAGACUGGCUUCCUUACAAGACUGCAUUAGUCCUUCUAAAUACUCAUGCAAUAUUACUUGUGGACCUCAUGGUGGGAGUCUGGAUGCAAGCUUGGGCAUUUGUCACUGUGAGAUGUAUGUCUCUGUGGAGGAGCUGUGUAACUCCUCAUGCUUGUCUGCACUUCCUAUACUAUCUGCCAGACUUGCUCCAAAUGGACAGCUGGUGCUCAGGAUCAAAGCGGCAGAUGAGAGCAAAAUCUGGAGCAGAAAUAUGAUGAACGUACUGGGGCCUGACAGGCAUAUCAGCAGCUUUGGAAAGAUCCACUUUGUCCAGUUUUCUCCAGAUGGAGUGUUUGGAUGGAUUUUAAAGGAUCCUAUACUUAUUGACACUUUUUUAUCUGAACCAUUUGAAAUUCUGGAUGGACAUCCAAGAAAGCGAAGAGACACACAUGAGCUAGGAUUACUGAUCUCAGGUCCUUUGCCACGCAUUUCCAACCCCAUAGCCUGCCUUUCCCCCAAUGACAUGCUCAUAUUUCAGCUUACCAUCAACUACACAAACCGACUCCUCAGCCAUUUUCCAGUCUAUCAAAAGAACCAUCUGUUCAGCAGUAACCCUACUUGGGACUUUGGUGCAUUCAGACAACUUGAACGCCUUGUUAAACAUUCCAAAUUUAAUUCUACCAGAUUUGCACAUGUAUUCAUGGAUCCAGGGAAGUAUGUGUUCCUGGACAAUGCAGUACCAGACUGGAGCCUGAUAGUUGUGGUGAACGAGGAGGGGACUGAAUGUAAUCCUACUGCAGCUGCCUUCCAGCCCACCUCUCCAGCACAACUGGUGCGACAUGGGAUUGUCAAACAACAGCGCCUCAACCUGCUGCCUGACUGGGGCACCAUUGGAGGGGUAUUAGCACUUUUGGUGAUACUAAUUGUCGUGUUGACUCUGUCUGCCCUGCUGUUGAGACCUAAUCAUGACAACCUCAUUGCUAAAGGCAGACCUAAGCCUAAAUGGCGCAGCUUGGGAGAACCUAAUGUUCCUGUAGCAUAUGUUUACAAUGGAGAGUGCAUGGAUAACACUCUACUUGGACUCAGGGGAAUGGGUGAGGGUGCAGAAGAUGAAGAACCUGCUGUGUGCAAAGGGCUCAAGAAUAUAUUCAUGGAGCUGGAAGGCUUCAAUGUGAAAACACUGUACGACAAAUUAGAGGACCAGAAUUUGCAUCUGGCAUCACAGCUGGCUAAGCAUCGCAAAGAUACACAGGAGUUCUACAGGAAUAUCUGUCAGCAGACUGACAUAUUGCGGGAUGUUUUAGAGAACAUGGAGCCCUCAAAACUGAACCAAUGGAAGAAAAUGAUAGACAGUAAUGCACGAGCCAAGAAGGAAUCAUUGUCUGUGGAGUCAUCCAUGGGUUUGAUGGAGGCUCUGUUGAAGUCUUUAGAGGCCGUGUUGUCUAGACUGAACCAAGAGGCCCGGCAUCAACAAAGACAGCAACAACGAGAAAGCAGCGAGAGUCAAAUCCACACCGCAAACACCCAGAUUUCUUCAACUUACAUGAGUGAACUGAAAGUACGGUCUGAAACAGAAGCAGAUUCUUCUGGACCGGGUGGGAGGAAAUGUUUCUCAGUUCCCCCUUUGAGCACAGCACCUUGUGUGAGUGAAGAGGAUCUGGCCAAGCUGGUGGCACUCACACCUCUCACUAGAACUCUGCAGGACAUACAGCAGUCUCUGCAAGAACUCAACCAAAAGUCCAGAGCUCAGGAAGGUCCAAGUUCUUCUACAGCAAUUCCAGAUGACCUGGCAGAAUGGACAUCGGCACAGCUGAUCCCCGUUGCUCUUGACAACCUUGCUCCGAUGCACUUUACAGUGUUCUUGUUUGGUUGCCAUGUUGUACAGCUGCUGUGUCGAGUCUGCUCAUUCCCUCCUGUCAUGCUGCUACUGGCUAAAGUUCUUCCAGUCACACGCACUGAUUCUCUGCUGGCUUGCUGCAACAAAGAGUUUUACUAUGACACAUCCAACCAGAUCCUUUAUAUCCUUGAGAGCAAGCUUCAAAAUGCUGGCCAAUUUAUCUCAGUUCUUGUACACUCUUUGGCCUACAUUAGCUCAGGCUCUUCUCCACAAGAUUUCAUUGGUGCUCUUCACUCAGCUCUAUCUGCCCUGAGUACGCAGUUAUUCCAUCUCUCCUUCACUCAGGGGCAGCAGGAAUGCAUGAUUAAGGAGAAGAACCCAGAUGUUGCUUUCGGAACAAUAGUGGAGGACUUCCUCAGUAUUAAAGUUCCACCAGAAACUCAAUUCUCUCAGACUCUAUUAGCAGAAAGAUUGCAGAAGUAUAAGUACUUCAAAGUGGAGCAUAUACUUCAAGAACAAAAACCCUCUUCAGCAAACAGAUCUGCAGAAGAUUCCCCUCACAAAAGCUGUAAAGUUGUAAAGCAGGAACAAACAUCGAGGUUAAAGCAUCAUCAGCAGGACACAGUAGAGCAGAGACUGAAGGAAAUGAGAGACAGGCUGUCUAACUCUAGAGCAGCACAGAGUACUGUGUGUCAGGAAGAAAUCCCAUCACAAACUGCAGAACAAACCCAUUCAGACAGCCAGUCCAUGAGCAAACACACAAUCAAACCAGCUAACGAUCAGGGAAUGGUUACUGAGCCAUUCCUUAGCAAUAAAAAAAACAACAAAAACAUGGAUGAAGCUGAGGUGGAAAAGGACAUAACGGUUUAAGGUGUUUUAGUAAAAAAAACUACAGUGCUACCAUGUAAUAUAAACAAUUUAAAUUGCUAUGAUGUAUUUGAUCACUCAUUAGCUGUAAAUACAUUUUACUGUAAUCUACUAAACACUUAUUUAUACCGGGUUUUUUUUUUUCAAUAACUUGAGUUAAAAAAUUUGACUCUUAAUAUGAAAUAGUUGAAAUACAUGAAAUUUAAAAUUCUCUAGCAUUUUUGUAAUUUCUGUUUUGUUUUAAUGAAACCUGAUGAUCCAUGUCUGUCCAUCACAGUGUCAUCUAAACAUGUGCUUCAGUGGAUGGAGUAAAACUCAAUAAAAAAUCUAAGACAUUAAUACAAAAAAAAAUACUUACAUUUAAAUAAUGACUUAGAAAUGGCGCAGGAACUUGACUAUUGAAUAAAGACACUGAACUUUUUUUUUUAAUUAAAUAAAAGCAAUCCCAGGUUUUCAGCAUCUUCACUGUGGUGAAAUCCCUUUUUAUGUGUGGUGGCAUGGGAAAAACUAAUGGAAUUAAUUCUGAAAACCAUAGACUUUUAGAUCUUAUAGAUGUUUGUAAUUUGCUCAUAUUUCAACCAGACAUUUGAUAGCAGACAAGCUAUUUGAGCCUGGUUAACUUCAAAACUAAAAAGAGAGAAAAAUCGUGUACCAAGAAGGAGGCUGCAACAAAUGCAAAAGAAGGUAGGGAAGCUUUAUUAAAGAUUUGGAUAACAGCCCAAAAUACUAAGCAGAUUCACUAAAAUAGAUACAGGCCAU